Armigeres subalbatus is the source of this 2328-nucleotide messenger RNA. RefSeq lists its product as uncharacterized. NCBI's taxonomy places the organism in Eukaryota, Metazoa, Arthropoda, Insecta, Diptera, Culicidae. The record is from RefSeq and is a predicted model, not a curated record. The transcript is spliced from 3 exons. Bases 655 to 2190 code for a protein of 511 amino acids.
GUUACAAGCCUUAGCGCCAUAACGGAAGAGUGUAAGCAAAAAAAAAAUGAAAACAACUCCUCCGCUAAUCUGUCCACCGCCGCACGAGACAGUCAGCCAGCCAGAGGCGUCACGCAGCAGCUUUCGAUCACGCCUCACUAGUAAGUGUUGUGUGCUUCGAACGGUCUGAGGUGUUUCGAGUGUCACCGACCGUCGUCUUCUAAUCAUAUCUGUGGCUCGGUGUCCCCAACCGGCAGAGGUCAUCAAACGACAUCUCCGGAUUCGACCUUCACUGUCCUGAGAACGGUUGUCACCCGCCGAGGUUGUGCCUUCAUUGUUCCUAUCAUUCAAGGAAAUGAAACCGCAGCCGAGCCGCACCAUAUGGUCAGUCCCGGCUGAAGCACUUUUAUAAUCGACGGUGAGCGACUCAAGGUCAACGUGGCGACCUGAACGCUAAUGGACUCAAGAUGCUGUGUGAACUCUUCCGUUGAGCCGGUGCCAUAGUCAUUACCCGCGCAGCAACGUCCAGCAGAGUUGUCAUUUGCUCAACGGGAGGAAGUGGAUUUAUGGUGCGCUCGUCGCGGUAGUGCAUCGAUCGGAUUGCGGAAGACUUGGAUAUCAACAACAACAACAACAAAAAAAACUUAGCGAGGUUCGUUUUCUGAUGCUACAAAAAUGUCCUUCCUGCGCAACAUUCGCAACAAUUUGACCAACAACGGUCACUCCAAUGACCGUCGCAACACGAAACCUACCAAACCCGCUCGAAGUAUUAUCAGUGAUCGGAACACGGUGGAUCGCCGUGGGACCGACUCUGAACGAGAACGCUUCAACAAUGAUACCUACGGCAACAUCAGACGAGACAGUGGUUCCAGUCGACGGGGCAGCAUUUCAGCAACCCUGAAGCGAGAAUCGAAGUACGGAAAAGAAUCGCCGGCACCGAUAAUCGUCUACGUGGACAAGUACGAUACGGUACCCAAAAAGCCGACAGGAAUACUAAGGAAAAAUACAUUCACCAAGGUGGAUCAGGAAGAUAGUCGACGUGCGGCGAAUGCCAUCAGCCGUAGCGAUACGUUUACGAUCAAUGAGCUGGAGGAUGAGAAGGCCAGAACCAGUACUUAUACCAAAAAGAAAAAUAAAGACAAAUCUCAUGAUAACGUUUAUGAUCCACCGUACUCUAAAAACACCGACCUGACAUCAGAAGAGAACAUUCCGGUUGUCGUUGACAAUCGCACAUUUCGCAAAAAGUCGCUGAAAUCAUCGAAACCUGUUCAGAAAGUUGAAAGUUUCAUCAAGCGAUUUGAGAAAAGCUUGUUCAGGCAUGACUCAAAGAAAAAUGUUCGAAAAGACUCCAAUUCUUCGGAUGGUACGAUCGCGCCAAAGUUCCGUGAUAUUGGUAUCAACUGUAAGUUGGAUGAUGAAGAUAAAAUGAAGUCAAUUACUAGGAAGAAAAAAUCCGGAUCAAGGGAUUCAUUAUUGGAAACGAUGAAUCCGGAAUACAGUUCGUCAUCUCACAAAAGUUAUAGAGAAAACAGCUUGACACCACAAAAUAAAAGCCGGGCAAGAAGUGCGUCCCCUACGAAGCGUUAUUCCACGUAUGAUCGUAAAGACAUUCGUCGGAGUCGGGACGGACCUCCUUCUUCACUGGAAAGAUCCCACAGAACUCGUGACCGCAGCUCUUCACCAUUUGAAACUUUGGAACUCAAAUCGAAAUCCGCCGACAACAGCUAUCUCAAGGCUCGACAAAAGGAGAUUGAAAUGGGCUACAGCACAGUUAAUAAGAAGGUUCAAAACCGUAGUCCCGAUCGCAACAAGUCCGUUUUGGUCAAUUCAAGCCGAAGCGAGAAAUAUGACCCCGAUCAUGGCCGCAUCUACACAGUUACCACCAGCACUCACCGAGUAGAGUUCGACCGGCCACAUCAAUUCCGCACGGACACCUUCAACACUCUCAAGGAGGAGUACGAACAAGCGAACCGCAAACCCGUUGGCAUAGCCAGUCCACGGUUGAGCUCGGAUCGUCUGGCUAAGCCAGAAGUCCCACAAUCUCCGUCCAAGCAAACCCGCAGGGAAUCCUCUGAGCUGCCGAAGUACACCUUCGGUACCAACCUUAAGGAGAGACGAAGCCGCUUCCAACAGUUUCAGAAAUCGUUCAAAAAGAUGGAUGACGACAGCACUGAGGUGACUGUUCAGCAGAGUUUUUUCGUUCCAAUCUAAACCGUUCGAUCGAUCAAUUAACCCAAUAUAAAGACUUUCCGUAAUAUAAGCUUUCUUUUUGUAGGAUCUGACCUAUCACUAAUUAAAACUACCAACUAUUCGAUAGAGAAAUAAAAUUUCACCACGCUCUCCACACGA